GUGGAUUGACCGCGACUCGAUAAUCAAGUACAGCACACAAAAAUGGCGUCGUUUAUGAGAAAUCAAGGAGGAAAUAUCCUUCAAAUGGAUCAGUUUAUGAACAACGCACCAAUAAGUGCUUCUGAACGAGCGACAAGAUCAGUAUUCGUUGGUAAUAUUCCAUACGAAGCCACAGAAGAACAGCUGAAAGAUAUUUUUAUACAGGCCGGACCAGUUGUAAGCUUUAGACUCGUGUACGAUCGAGAAACCGGCAAACCGAAAGGAUAUGGAUUCUGCGAGUACCAGGAUACCGAAACGGCACAGAGUGCCAUGAGAAAUUUAAAUAAUCAUGACUUUAAUGGUAGACCACUUCGUGUUGGGGUGGCAGCUGGAGAAAAUAACAAAGAGGAAAUGAAAGGGAUGCAGCAAGCCUUUGGAGGGCCAGUUUUAGAAAGUCCAUAUGGAGAUCCAGUGGAGCCAGAGAAAGCGCCAGAAGCAAUUUCACAAGCUGUAGCAAGCUUACCCCCAGAACAGAUGUUUGAGCUGAUGAAACAGAUGAAAUUGUGUAUUCAGAAUAAUCCAAAUGAGGCUCGUAACAUGUUGUUGGCCAAUCCUCAACUUGCAUAUGCUCUGCUCCAGGCACAGAUUGUCAUGAAGAUUGUGGACCCACAGGUUGCCUUGACGAUGUUAUACAGAGAUACAUCUCAGCCGGGAAAUGAUGUUCAGCCUGGUGGUGAUGUUGGAAUGACACCAAGACAAGGAGGACCAGUGCCCCUUAUGGGAGGACCAGGACCGCAAAUAGGAAGACCAGGACCACAGAUGGGAGGUCUGGGUCCUCAGAUUGGGGGACCUGGACCUCAGAUUGGAGGACCAGGACCACAAGUUGGAGGGCCAGGACCACAAAUGAGAGGACCACAGCCAUUAAUGGGAGGACCGGGGCCACAGAUGGGAGUACCUGGGCCACAAAUAGGAGGGCCAGGGCCACAGAUGGGGGGACCUGGGCCACAGAUGGGAGGACCUGGGCCACAGAUGGGGGGACCUGGGCCACAAAUGGGGGGACCAGGACCUCAGAUGAAUCGUGGUGGACCUGGGCCACAUGGUGUUAUGGGUGAUGUACGAGGUGGAUCAAGUUCAAGAGGACAAAUGGGUGGCCCAGAUAUGGGUGGACCAUUCCCCAAUCAAGAUUUGCAUGAUCCGAGAAUGAUGGGCGAUAUGCCAGCAAGAAGUAUGGCGCAGGCGGCACCUAGUCGUUCCAUGGCUCAAGGUUUACCAGGACUGUUGGGAUCCGGAGUCCAAAACCUGGCAGGAUUGGCAAAUUUAACACCUGGAACACAGAUAUCUGCCCAAGAUCAAGAAAAGGCUGCUCUUAUUAUGCAAGUCCUUCAACUAACUGACCAACAGAUUAGUAUUUUACCCCCAGAGCAAAGACAGAGUAUUCUCAUUCUAAAAGACCAAAUUGCAAAAUCUGCACAAUAAAAUACGGUGCUUAUUCAUUCAUACAAGAACUUUAAUCAUCAUUUCACAUGUGUAUAGAAAACAAAAAAUGACGACCCAACAUUCAUAUGAAAUCGAAAUAAAUGGAAUUUCGACAAUCCAACAUUUGUAAAAAAAAAAUAUUAAAGGGAAGGAAGACACCUGUCUCUAAUUACGAAUAUCAUCAUACAAAAAAAUCUGAAAUUGUCCAACUCCUAUUCAACUCCCAAAAGAACAUUUUUUUCUCUAUUUUAUAAAAAAACCAAUUCCAUAUAAAAAUGUGUUCAUAGCACAAAUGAUUCUUUUUGUUAAUAAAAUUACAUCUGAGUAAGCCGAAUGAAAAAUAUAUUUAAAGAAUUCUUGUAUUGAGAAAUGAUUAUUGUUUUUUUUCUCUGUGAUUUUAGCUUAAUACAAAUCUUUCACUUGCAGUUUACUUUGUGUAAUAAAAAUCUUUGUUCUCUU
Patella vulgata (common limpet) is the source of this 1914-nucleotide messenger RNA. Its product is annotated as cleavage stimulation factor subunit 2. The record is from RefSeq and is a predicted model, not a curated record. Gene Ontology annotation, molecular function: mRNA binding. The coding region runs from base 43 to 1455 and encodes 470 amino acids. Gene Ontology annotation, cellular component: mRNA cleavage and polyadenylation specificity factor complex. Gene Ontology annotation, biological process: mRNA 3'-end processing. The transcript has a single exon. NCBI's taxonomy places the organism in Eukaryota, Metazoa, Mollusca, Gastropoda, Patellidae.